AUGGACGCGUGCGAGCGGAGAUCCUCCGCGGAACUCAUCCUCCCGGGCGGAGGGAGAACAAGCAUGCGCCAUGCACGUCGGAUAUUGCCAUCGAUUGCACCUCCCGCCUGCACGGACGCCGCGACUGCACUUCGCGAAGCGCGACCCGCCGACAUGUUCACCGAGGAGCAACUCAGAGCCUACCUCGAGCACCUCUCGCCCAACCGCGAGUUCCUCAAGUUUCACUUCGCCGACGCGGAGAGGUUCGUUGUUCAUGUACGGUGCGACAUAGACAAAAACAAACCGCCCGCCUUCUACGACGCGUACAUAGACAAGUGGAUCAAAAGUUUUUCAAAGUUCACCGCCACGACGUGGAACGCGCGAGUUUCCUACGCGAAGAGGAAGACGCUGCUGCUUCAAAAGAAUUUCUUCUGUCGACCGGUCGACUGCACCAAACGCAAAGGGGACGACGGCACGGCGGAGUGCGGGGCUCAGAUCGAAUUCAAGGUUAAGCUGAUCAACGGUAACGACGACCUGAACGUUUUCAUACUCGUGCACUUCGAACACUCCCACGCCGUGUACACACCCGCGGCGCUGCUCGCGGACAGCUUGUCAGAUACGGACAAACGCUUCUUUGAGUACUUCGACAACGGCUUCAAUGCGACGACGUCUAAAACUUAUCACGAACUCUCGAUAAUCGAAAAGUUCGGCGGGACGUGCGCUCGGAACCUCGGCGAUCGAGAGACCAACCCUCCCAUCGAGCGCAUUAAAUAUUUAAUCGACAAAAUGCAGAGCAAAGAGAUAAAGCGCAGUUUCAACGACAUCUUGCAGGCGAAAAAGGCGUUCAUUAAGGAUUCGGGGGGAACGCUCGCGUACAGCGAGGACCCGGAGAUCGUCGUGAUCGUCACGCCGAUGAUGAAGAGGGUCCUCCUUAAGAGCGACACCGAGUGCGUGUUGGUCGACAGCAGCCGCGUGAAGAUCGGUCUGGUCGUGACAUUUUUCUACAUAUCUAACAAAAUAGGAGCGCUGCCGGUCGCCUGCGUGCUGCACGCGGCGGCCACCGAAUCCAACUUCCGAGAGGCCUUCCAUCUGUUGAAGCUCACAGUUCACUCAGUUAACGAAAGCUUCUCUCCGAAGACGUUCAUCGUCAAUGAUUUAGUGGAGCAGAAGAAAGCUCUCGCCGCGUAUUUCCCAGAGUCGAGGAUGCUCCUAUCUCGCUGGUCUAUCUGCGCCGAGAUUUGGAAGUGGCUCUGCAACGACGACCUGAAGAUCGAUCACAGGAGACGGCACUCGCUGAUGUUCCUGUUCAGGUCCCUGAUAUACGCAGACGCGGACGAUGCACACGCGCACUACACCAAACUCAUCGUGAGCGAUUAUUUCGAUUCUAAACUGAAAUUGCGCGAAUACAUCGACUAUCUCUGGCGCAGGUCGAAAGAGUGGAUGGUGCACGACGAAUACAAACUUCACCAUCUCACCGAAGUGUCCGUCCGCCUCUUGAAGGAAUUUAUGCUGCGCAAAUGUAGAUUUUUCAAUAUCAUAAUGAUGAUCGACGUGGUGUCCAAGCUCUUGGAGAACCACCUCAAAAGUUUGAUAAAUACGUACAUCGACGGGAUGCCGAAGACAUCGAACUACACGAAAUUCUUCCACAGGUCGUAUUCGAGUCGGUCCAGCGAGGACUUUGUCCAGAUUCGGUUGAACGAAUACAUGGUGCAGUACCGCUCGUCGCCGAAUCUGUACUACCACGUCAAGACGGACACGAUGUGCUGCGAUUGCGCGAUCGGCGAGCAAGGGCGACUCUGCGACCACCUCGGAAUCAUUUUCAACAAGGGAUCCGCCAGAGUGCUCAAGAUUCCGCUCUUGACCAACACCGAAGUCGACUUACUGAUCAAAUUUACAGGCCUAAGCGACGACAAUACGGAUGACAAAUGUGAGAUGCUGGACGACGAAGACAACGCAGAUCCGGUCGGAGGCGCUGCGAGCGCAGACGACACAGUUUACCUAAACAAAUACCAGAGGGACUGCGUAAAGGAAGUCGACGAACACAUUCAGAAACACGCCACGUACGCCGACGUCAAGCCGCCGAACUUUUACGUCUUAAAGAAAAUAAACAGGAUGUCGAAUAUUAAGAAGUGCAUUAAGAAGGCCCCGGAUAUAGUACAAAAGUUCAGUAAAGACGAUUUAUUUGUUAACAGAGGGAACGGUGAAAUCUUACCGACUCCUAAUGAAAAGCCCCGAAGCGUUGAAAAACGCAAAGUCAGUCCCAUCGAAUUUUACAUGAAAUCUUUGACGCAGUUGAACGAGCAGUUUCAGAAACUGAUUAAUUAUUUCCAGAAGAAUCCGAACACGUACAACAUAGACGCAAUGGACCGCUUGUCCAAACACUUGGACAAAAUUAAGCCCCACCAAAACCCGGAAGCCGCGAAGGUAAAGAAGAGGAAACCCAACGAUUGA
Messenger RNA from Leptosia nina, 2430 nucleotides. The record is from the annotation of a GenBank genome assembly. Lineage: Eukaryota; Metazoa; Arthropoda; Insecta; Lepidoptera; Pieridae.